Verruconis gallopava is the source of this 2813-nucleotide messenger RNA. RefSeq lists its product as uncharacterized. The transcript has 2 exons. NCBI's taxonomy places the organism in Eukaryota, Fungi, Ascomycota, Dothideomycetes, Venturiales, Sympoventuriaceae. Bases 263 to 2563 code for a protein of 766 amino acids. The record is from RefSeq and is a predicted model, not a curated record.
GGAACAGAUCAUCCGCACGUUCCAAAAAUAUCACUGGAUCGAUCAAAGUGCCACAAUGUCCUGUCAUGUCGCUCAUCUCAGAAUAUCGUUGACCGGUGCCAGCUCAGCCAAGAGUACUCUUAGGGCUUGCUUCGCGUUCUACAACAUCCUGUUGCAUUUAUUCGUUCAAGUUCCUUCCGUACUUUUUGAGCCAUCCCUGACACUUUGCCCCGCACUCCGCAGACUUAUUGGAAACUAAUUCUUUUUAGUUUGUUGAAGCACGAUGUCAUCCUCACUAAGUGAGAGGUUCAAGAAAGCAGUUGGAAUAGGAUCUGGGUCCCUUUCUGUUGGAGAGGUUGUAGGUGCAACGGCCUCUAGUGAUGCGCCAGCCUCGAAUCCAAGCGUCAACUGGGACGAACUAAAGUCGUAUCGAUACGAUGCACUGAAUGACAUGUCCAAAGACAUUCGGCUGAUGACUAUCCUGCCGGACGAAGCCCAGUUUCCUAUCCGUGUGUCCCUUGAGCAUGUUACCCUAGAGCGGGUGGACAAGCGGCCUUGGAAUGAAGGCAUCUUCAGCCUAAAGCAAAUCCGUGACACGUUACCAAGCGGAUGGGAAAUCCGCGAAGCGUUUGCGGAGAAAUACAUUUUUACGAGUGCGCGCGCGAACAGUUGGACACAUCCGAGUACCGGCUUUCCAAAGUCUAGUUACAUCGCUGUGCGUCCACCAAGGGAACCUCAUUACGAGGCACUUUCGUACACCUGGGGAGAACCUGGUGAGUCGAAGCAGAUUAUUGUUGAGCGUGUCGAUACACGUAGUUCAAGUAAGCCUAUCGUAAGGCAGUACAAGAUUGAAAUUCGUAAGAACCUGUACGAAGCGUUGCUUGAGCUCCGAGAUGAAAAAGAGCCUCGGACCAUGUGGGUUGACGCUAUCUGUAUCAAUCAAGACGACAUAGAAGAGCGAAAUGAACAGGUUUUGCGUAUGGGCGACAUCUUUCAAUGGGCAUCUCGUGUUGUGAUAUGGCUCGGUCCUGAAUCUGGAGACAGCGAGCUAGCGAUGCGCAGCGUGGCUUAUAUUGGCAAACAGAUAGUAGCCUGCACGGACUACUGGCAGAUGAAUUCGCCAGACGCGACGGAAAGAGGUUGGGGAUUCAUCCAGACAAAGAUCCCAUACUCGGAUUCGACGUGGACUGCUAUUGAGGUCCUCCUCAGACGGCCAUGGUUCGAACGUUUGUGGGUUGCCCAAGAAGCCGUGCUCGCCGACGCAACCUCUAUCAUCAAAUGCGGAUCAUCUGAAAUGCUCAUCACAGAUUUCAGAGCUGCCGUCCAGAAAAUGGGUUUGACAGUACACACGCCUCGAGUGUUGAGAGCAAUCGCCAUGAACAUAUCACUAGUCUUCCGCAUCAAUAAAGCCCAGCCGCUAAACCUACUUCUGUUACGUACCUCCCGCAAAUAUUGUACAGAUAGAAGAGACAGAAUCUAUGCGGUUUUGGGCAUUGCCCAGAAGGGUCUUGUCGACUCAAUCAUCCCGGAUUACUCGAUCAACCACAUCCGUGUUUUCAGGCAGGCUACUUUGGCGGAGAUAAAUUAUUCCAAGAAACUCGACGUUCUAGAACACUGCCAUUGGGCCGACCACAGGGGCCAAACGCCCACAUGGGUUCCGCGCUUGUCUGGUCCGUUGGCUUGUGGCAGCAUCUUUCCUUUUCACUUUGCGUCCGGAUACUCUGCUGCCAUGGUGCACGUGGAGCAAUACAACAAGCACCACCAGCUGAUCGUCGAAGGCAUAGAGUGCGCAACGGUCGAUGUAACCGGUGAUCCGAACCACAUGAGCACCGACAAUAUGGUUGACAUCUCCAAGUACUGCAAAAAAUGGGUGGCACGGGUUCGUAGCCCCGAACUUCUGAACGACGUGAAGUUUUUCAAUUACCUCAUCAGAGUACUUUGUCUGGACGAGGAGGAUGGUCGCACGACGAAUGUCGGUUAUCCUCAGCUCGACGAGUGGAAGAGGUUCUUUGUGAGAGACAAGUUAUCCACAGAAACGGCGCAAGCGGAUAAUCUGGUAGGCGCCCACAAUUGGCAAUAUGACGGGUACUGCAAGUGGGCGGGACGCGCUAUAUUUCUUUCAGAAGACAACAUCAUCGGUGUAGCAUCCAUGGGAACGCAACCAGGAGACAUUGUUGCCGUUCUUCUAGGUCAUCCAUCUCCCGUAAUACUCCGUCCCGUCAACGAUGGCACCUAUAAACUUGUUGGAGAUGCUUUCGUUCCUGAGCUUUCUGACGCUAACGCUCUCCUUGGACCUCUUCCUUACCCUUGGAUUGUUCAAUGCUACGUGCGGGAAGGUAUUAACUUCUCAAUCCCGCACUUCGUGAAUAUCGAAACAGGAAAGAGCUCCGUACUCGAUCCACGACUACCUCCGCUGGAGGAUUGGGAGAUAGUUGAGGAUGAAUCGGAUCUAAGUGUUUGGACGACAGGCGGGUAUAGCUUUCGGAAUAAAAAGACAGGCGAAAAGACUCAUCAUGAUCCACGGAUGCGAUUCGACGCCUUAAAGAACAGAGGUGUUAAUGUUCGGCAGUUUCGACUAAUUUAGAGUAUCCACCGGUUCCAAGUGGUGAUCUUGGUCCCCAAAGAUCGUUGUUCAUAGGUGCAUGAAGGUGUUGGAGAUACCUGUAUGAUAUCUUUGCUCUCUCGAUUUGCAGGAGGCUGCAAAAGAACAUUUUAUGAAACGCAGGUAUGAGGGCGACGACAGCUGCGACGGCGAUGCUGUUGAGAACGAUGACGGAUGACGAAUAUGUUAUCGACGAUGAUAAUGUCAUAAUACAAGAACUAUCUCAUUUUCC